This is a messenger RNA of Didymodactylos carnosus, 1267 nucleotides long. The record is from the annotation of a GenBank genome assembly. NCBI's taxonomy places the organism in Eukaryota, Metazoa, Rotifera, Eurotatoria, Philodinida, Philodinidae.
AUGAUCGAACCGUUGGCUUCAAAUAAUGAACGUACAUAUUUAACGUGGGAAAAUAUAUCAGCUCACGUCGAUGUCAAAGCACCGGCAUCAUCGUCACCAGGAUUUAGUGGAACAUUAAAGAAGCAUCUCGGCUUGAAUUAUAUGCAAACAAAAAAGCAAUUACUCUAUGAUCUAUCCGGUUAUGCUAUACCGGGUAACAUCCUGGCUAUUCUUGGCUCGUCAGGCGCAGGUUCGAUAUCUUGCGCGAUGUUACGUAUGAAAUCGACGAUAAGUGAUUCUGAUCGACACAUUCGUGUUCAAGAAGUCAUAGCAACAUUAGAUUUAGAACAAUGUCAAAACACAAUUAUCGGUAUACCCGGUAAACUGAAGGGUAUCAGCGGUGGUGAAUUGAAACGUUUGACAUUUGCUAGUGUCAUUUUGAAUGAUCCACAGCUAUUGAUUAUUGAUGAACCAACAUCGGGUCUCGAUUCUCACUUGGCCAAAUCCAUUGUUUAUACGAUAAAGAAGUUGGCUCUUAGCGGGAAAACCAUCAUCACCGUCAUACAUCAACCAACAUCAGAAAUUUAUUCGGCAAUCGAUAGUAUUUGCCUGUUAGUGGGUGGUAAACAAGCUUAUUUUGGUGUGCGCGAUAGUGCCAUAGAUAUGUUUUCCUCAUUGGGACGACAGUGUCCAAAUGAUUACAAUCCAGCUGAAUAUUAUUUGACACAAUUAGCGUCCGCAACAUCGAGUAAUGGGGAUGGUAAAAAAGACAAUAGUGAAUUUGUUGACAAAUGCAUCAGGGCAUUUCAACAAUCAACAUACAAUCAAUUACUAAUGGGAACAAUCACUGACAUUAAACAAAUACCCUACAAUGAACUGUCAUUUGCAAUGAAAUACAAUGAAUUUAUUUCAUCGGAAUCACAAAAAGAAUCAGAAUUAGAUUCGAAUUUUUUUCGACAAAUGAAAUGGUUAUUAUGGCGAGCGUUCAAGUCGGGUGCGCGUGAUCCCGUUCGCACAACAAGUCUAUUGCUAAGAUCAUUGAUUCCUGCAAUGAUUGUUGGUAUUAUCUAUUUUCAGUCGGCAAAGACUCCCCAAACGGUUCAAAAUUCAAAUGCUAUUGUACACAUAACUCUGGGUACUAACUGUAUAACAAAUUCAUUUGUGGUGCUAGCCACAUUUCCAGCGGCAAUGAAAAUAUUCUUGCGCGAACGUAAGCGUCGUUUAUAUAACACUGGUGCAUAUUAUCUAACGAAACUCAUCGCUGAUUUGCCAUUUUUUAUCUUGAUGC